This is a messenger RNA of Struthio camelus australis, 4349 nucleotides long. Lineage: Eukaryota; Metazoa; Chordata; Aves; Struthioniformes; Struthionidae. The record is from RefSeq and is a predicted model, not a curated record.
AAGGGUUUUAUUCUUUUUAAGGCAGAGGUGAAAUUCAUCAAUUUCAAAAUGUCAUCAGUCAAACGCUUGGUUUAUGCAGUCAUCCAUUUCUUGAGAGAGCAGAGUCAGAUGGAUACUUUUACUCCUGAUGAACAAGAAAGCUUGGAAGUUGCAAUUCAGUGUCUGGAGACUGUUUUUAAGAUUAACCUGGAAGAUACUCAUCUCGCAUCUCCACAGCAUUUGAUAGAGAUGUUCACAAAUUCUUUUCACAAGAAUGACAUGCUGCCUCUCUCAGAUUCUUUACCAGAGGAUGUGGAAAAGGCUGACCAGCUGAAGGAUGAAGGUAACAAUCACAUGAAAGAAGAAAAUUACGGUGCUGCAGUGGAUUGUUAUACUAGAGCUAUAGAACUGGAUCCAAACAAUGCAGUCUAUUAUUGCAACAGGGCUGCUGCUCAAAGUAAGCUCAGCAACUACAGUGAAGCAAUAAAGGACUGUGAGAGAGCCAUAGCAAUAGAUCCAAAAUACAGCAAAGCAUAUGGGAGAAUGGGGUUGGCUCUGACCUCAGUGAAUAAAUAUGAAGAAGCAAUUACCAGUUACCAAAAAGCACUCGAUCUUGAUCCAGAAAAUGACUCUUAUAAGUCAAAUUUGAAAAUAGCAGAACAGAAACUAAGAGACAUGUCCAGUCCUACUGGAACUGGACUGAGUUUUGACAUGGCAAGCUUGAUAAACAAUCCUGCCUUCAUUAGUAUGGCAGCAAGUUUAAUGCAGAAUCCUCAAGUUCAACAAUUGAUGUCAGGGAUGAUGUCAAAUGCCAUCGGUGGCCCUGCUGCAGGUGUUGGUGGCCUGUCAGAUUUGUCCAGCCUGAUCCAUGCGGGGCAGCAGUUUGCACAACAGAUACAGCAGCAGAAUCCAGAGCUCAUAGAGCAACUGAGAAAUCAUGUCCGGAGCAGAUCAUUCAGUGGCAGCACUGAAGAACAUUCCUGACUUAAAGGAGGCAUAUACAUUGGAAUGGUAUAUAACCCCAAAAUGCAUACCAUAGUUAGUAGCAAAAGCACCAUUGUAACUCUUCUGCUUGAAUAGAAGACAGAAAAUUCUUUGUGCGUGUUCUGCAAACCAGAAUAAAUCUGUUAAACAGAUCUACUGCACAUAACUUGGAACAUAUCGUUUAUGUAUAGUUACUCCUCUGAAAAUUAAUACACUAAAUAGAUUGAGUGGUUUAUUAAAAUCCCUACAUACAUGUCAUUUUCAGUAUGUGCAUUAGAUUGAUCUCUGGGGCUUUUGAGGGGAUAGGAGUUUUGUGGUGGGCUGAUAAGCUUGCAUAAUAGCUUAAUUCUAAAAUCCUAGUGUAAAAGGCAUAUUAUUCUGAUAGCGAAAAUUUUCACUGACCAUAUUCCCUGCCAGAUGUGCUAUUGAAACAAUAGAUUAAUCAGCCUUUCUGAUGUAUAUCUGACAUGCCCCAUAUAACAAGCAUAAAUCAGUGGCAGCGUAUAGAGCGUAAAAACCAGUGCUUGGAAAGCUUGUUUCUUCAAGACCAUGGCGGGGCUGUCAACAAUAACAUGAAAUACUUUUCACUUCAUUUGGCAGGAGGGAGGGAGAGGAUUCCAUACAGAGGAGUACCACAAAUAAUCGUACAGAAAGAGAGGAUACUAAUCUGAAGUAGGAUAAUGCACAGAAAUCAAAAGGGAACGUGCUUGGGAAAAGGGAGGAGUGUUGAGAAGCUCUAGGAUUUUCUACUGCCAUGUAUACCCUUAAAUCAUCGUGGCAGCCCUGGAGGUCAGCGUUAUGGCACUAUUGGCAUAGGCAUGGCAAACUGUAUUACAUUCUAUAUGUAUGCAGUAUUUAACAUGAGCUUAAAAUCGAUAACUGCAAUGAGCUAAAACUGGUCCCAUGACUGUACAAAUAAUUCGUAUUGGAAAUUUACCCCAAAACUGCCUUAGAAAGAAUGAUUCUCUAUAUAACCUCAUGAGGUAAAUCACUCAAACAAUUAAGGAUUUUUAAAGUUUCAUUAUAUUAACGUACCUUAAGUGAUGGUUAUGUGGCCAAGUUGAAGCUCUUCUAGUCUUUGGUAGUUCUGUCUCCACCCUGGCGUUUCUUGCUUGGCUGAUCUUACUCUUUCAGACACCACUGCUUUUCUGUUGUGUGUGGUUGGUGUUUUUUUUUUUUUUAUUACCUACUUUUAUUCUACUUGCCAUUUGCAUUGCUUUCAACUUUAGGGAGAUUAUCAACAUACACAAUUGCCUUUUUGUAUAUCAAUACUAAUUUGAGGAGCCUGCUUUGAUUCCUAAUACAAAGUGAUCUCUGCUGGCUAGCUAGCCUGAAAGAAGCAUGAGAAGGAGUGACAGCAGAGACUCCCAAAUGGAGAAAGUCACAGGAAACGCUGGACCUCAUAUUUUAUCUAUCUAUCUGAUUCAUCUUGCAGUCAAAAAAUUUGGGGCUAAGUCAGGUACUUGACUCUAACAGAUGCUAGUUUUUGCAUCUAUUAUAUGAGUUUGUAGCUAUUAAAAUGGAAAAAAAAUGGAAUGGGAUCCAGGAGAAAAAUAGGAAAUCUAUAAUAACAUCUGUUGAAUAAAGAUUUAAAUCUUAAUCAAAUGACUUAAAUUUAGGCAAACUGUUGAAUAAAGUGUCUUAAACUAUUAAAUUCUCAUUAAAAUGCUGUUCUCUUUUACUCUCUCUAGAAAUUGCUGUAGCUGCAUUUUUUGAUGCUGUAGAAAUAAUUAUGUAAAGAUUAAAUGCAUUUUCAAAUAACAACUUCUAACUUCACAUAUGAUGACAAAGAGAAUUGCUAAACCUAAUCUUUCUUCAGAGGUAGUUCAGACUCUGCAUAUAAUCGCUUCAAGAUAACUGCUCCAGCAUGUUCUGUCACGAGAGAGCAGCAUCACUCCUAUCACAUGCAUCCAAUUAAAUUUCAUUUUUUCUUCUUCUCCGUUAUAUUUUCAACUGCUUAAAGUGAAUUCUAACAUUGGUAAGGGGAACCAAUGAACACAGGGUGGACUGGACAGCACUUGAGCUAUCACACUCAAUUUACCUUUGCUUUCUGAAAGUAAUCUUCAUGUCAUUGGUUAUCUUCCUACUUCAAACUAGUAGGAGUAUCAAGAACCCCUUGACUGAUAGUUCCUUAAGAAUUUUAACAUAUGAGAAUAAAAAAGUGACUGGCUGUAGAGGAUGUUCUGUCUUGGGUAAAUAUACUUCUUCCUCCUUUUAUUUUUAUUGUUCAUAUAUACAGCCUAUUAGCUUAAUGGAUUUAUGGCAGAACUAUCCCCAAGGUAAAAUAUUGGUUAACUAUGCUGCAAACGGCUCUUGAGAUCAUCUUUGUAAAGUGGUAAUUUCCAUUUCACAUACUAUAAUGUUGUCAAAUUUACAUUUUACAGAUUAUAUGUAACCAGAAUAUUUACUACAACUUUGAUGGCACUAGCUAACCCUUUAGGAAUGUGCUACCAUUGACACAGUACUUACUUAACUUAUAAACAUUGUGUUUUCUGUAUAUUAACAGAAAGGGCUUUAUAGCCUGAGGAAGGAAAAAAAAAAAGUGAAAAAAACCUAGUAACAGUAGCUGUCAUUACAUGCUUUUCCAUCUGAAUCCAGGAACAGAAGGACCAUUUAUGUUAAAAUCUGUUUUGCCUUGAAUAGGCUGGUUUGUUUCACAAAGCCAUGCAAUACGUCUUAAUCACAGGGUCAGGAAGGAAUCUUUUCCUGUGUAAUAACUGCACCUUAUUUUGCACUCAAAUUUUUCAUCCUGGUAGAUCCAAGUGGUAAACAACAAUCCAAGUAAACAGUGCUUUAAUUUGAGGUCAAUUGCAGUUUAUCAUUUAACUGAAUAAAUAUGCAUUUAAAAUCUCUUUGUAUCAUUACUAUUCUAUCAGCAAAUAAAUGUGAUUCAUUGAUAAUUGUUUAGAGAAGAAAACAUUUUGCACUCAUGAAUUGUAAACUCCUGUAACUAGCUUGCAUGGAAGUAUAUUCUUCUAACUGUACCUGAUCAGAAAAACAUCUAAUUAAAUAUUCAGCAUAGAAGUAGUUUCAGUGGUACUUUUUGGUUUUGUAAUAAUUAAAAAGUUAACUUCUUCAUAGGCAAGGUUGCAGUUGGUUUCAUUUAUAAAAACCUAUAUUAACUGUAACUAAUUCCUGUAAUUUUUGCAUAGUAGUUUGCCUGACAAAUCAUUCAUUCAUACUGAGAAAGAAUUAGUCAAACUUCCGAAGGAAACUUCACACUCUGCUUGAGGGCUACAGAUAGUCACAUAAGUUAUACUGGCAAAAUGCAGUUUGCCUGCCACUUCUGUGUCUCUCCUACCUCUUACUACCAUAUGGUUGUAUUCUCCUUUAACUUGUGUCAUUUAACUUGAAAACAGAUUAUAAAUAAAGCUAUUUACAUUUUU